AUGCGUUCCGCAAUCAUUGUAGGAUCUUUCGCCGCCAGUGCCUUCGCUGCGCCUCACGCCCACGUCCACAAGCGUGAUGUAGUGACCACCGUCGACAUAGUCGUAGUGACUGAUGUCAACUUUGUCACCGUCACUGGCGACGCGCCGGCCGCCCCUUCUGCCCCUGCUGUCACCACCUCAGUCAACAAAGCCGCGGUGCCUUCAUCUUCGAGCGAAGCGCCAUGGUGGUGGAACUGGCACCACUCCUACUCGCAGCCUUCGUCAAGCUCAGCUCCUGCACCAUCCAGCGUCGCGCCAAUCACCACAUCUGUGGCCGUCGCCUCGACUUUCUCGACAUCGACAGUACCAGCUCCGGCACCUCCCAGCUCUACGCCACCUACUUCUUCGGCUGCGCCAACCUCCACUUACGUUGCACCCAGUUCUCAGGCUCCGGCAUCGACAUCGGCUCCCGCUAGCUCUUCCCAGGCUCCAGCAUCAAGCGCUGCUCCUUCGUCCACCACCAGCGGUGACUUGACCUCGUACUCUGGCGUCGCUGUCGCUCACCACAACUUGCACCGCGCCAACCACUCCGCCGAUCCGCUGGAGUGGGAUGCUGGCCUUGCAUCCACUGCUCAGACGAUCGCCGACACUUGCGUCUAUGCCCACAGCAUGGAUGUCGACAACGGCGGGUACGGACAGAACAUCGCUGCUGGUGUCGAGCCCGCAAACAUCUCCGCCAUCAUCACCGACCUUUUCUACAAUGGCGAGGUCGGCUGGUACCAGGACUUGUACACCCAAAAGCAGCCUGAUAUGACCAACUUCGAACACUGGGGACACUUCUCUCAAAUAGUAUGGAAAGGAACUACCCACGUCGGUUGCGCCACUACAGACUGCUCCAAGGGCGGCCUCGCCAACGUUGGCAGCAACGUUGUGCCAUAUUUCACUGUCUGCAACUACAAAGGCCCAGGUAACUACGCCAACGAGUACGGUGACAACGUCGGUGUUCCGCUCAACCAGGCCACUGCUCAGUGGAACACGGGCUCUUCGGUGCAGUAA
Messenger RNA from Recurvomyces mirabilis, 1035 nucleotides. RefSeq lists its product as uncharacterized. Gene Ontology annotation, cellular component: extracellular region. Bases 1 to 1035 code for a protein of 344 amino acids. NCBI's taxonomy places the organism in Eukaryota, Fungi, Ascomycota, Dothideomycetes, Mycosphaerellales, Teratosphaeriaceae. The record is from RefSeq and is a predicted model, not a curated record. The transcript is spliced from 2 exons.